UCUCCAUUUCUCUCUUCUCUCCCAUAUUGUCUCGUCCCUCCCAACACCAAUUACGUGCCCGCAAUUCAUCUGGGGGUGAUCAUUUGGCCAUUCAUUUUCAGAGGAAAGACAUCCUGCAUACUCAAUGAGCGCAUACCUCAAAAUAUAUUGAGUACUAUGGGAAUUCCCAUUAGAAGUGGAAAUAUAAAAAGACAUAAUGAAGCAAUGAGGCUCACUAUAGCAACCUUUGCUGGAGUUAUUUUUGGCUUUGUUAUAGGAGUAUCAUUUCCAACACUAUCAUUAACUAAGAUGAAUCUUCCAUCCAGCCUUUUCCCAUCCAUUGAUCUCACAUAUGUUCAGGACAAUUACUCAAAAGUUCCAACCAAGUCUAUUUGGGAUGCUUGGGCUUCAUUUAGGGGUGAAAGAAGCACGUCCAAUGAGUUUCACAUAUUAAAUGAGACAAAGAUUUGGGUUCCUUCAAAUCCUCGAGGGGCAGAAAGGCUUCCCCCUGGAAUUGUCGAAUCUGAAUCAGAUUUCUAUCUUCAUCGGUUGUGGGGCCUGCCCCAUCAGGACCUAAGUAUUAAGCCUAAGUAUCUUGUAACAUUUACUGUUGGGUUGGAGCAGAAAGACAAUAUUGAUGCUGCAAUAAAAAAGUUCUCUGAAAACUUCACCGUUGUAUUGUUUCACUAUGAUGGACGAGCCAGUGAAUGGGAUAAGUUUGAAUGGUCAAAACGAGUGAUUCAUAUCAGUGCCAAGAAGCAAACCAAAUGGUGGUAUGCUAAACGUUUCCUGCACCCUGACAUUGUGGCUCCUUAUGACUACAUCUUCAUUUGGGAUGAGGAUCUGGGUAUGGAGCAUUUUGAUGCAGAAGAGUACUUAAAAAUGGUAAGGAAGCAUGGUUUGGAGAUCUCACAGCCUGGAAUAGACCCCAGUAGUAGUUUCACAUGGCAGAUGACAAGGAGAAGGGAUAAUGGUGAAGUCCAUAAGGAAACUGAGGAAAGAAUUGGUUGGUGUCCUGAUCCACAUUUGCCACCCUGUGCUGGAUUUGUUGAGAUUAUGGCUCCUGUAUUUUCCAGAGAUGCUUGGCGUUGUGUGUGGCACAUGAUACAGAACGACCUAGUUCAUGGAUGGGGUCUUGAUUUCGCUCUCAGAAGAUGUGUGGAUCCUCCUCAUGCGAAAAUAGGAGUGGUUGAUACUCAGUGGGUUGUCCACCAAAGUGUUCCUUCACUUGGGAAUCAGGGGCAAGCAGAGAGUGGAAGGGCACCAUGGGAAGGGGUGAGAGAGAGGUGUAAUAAAGAAUGGACAAUAUUCCAAGAGCGUAUGACUAAUGCAGAGAAGGACCAUUUUGAGGCAAUGGGACUUAUUUCCCUUUCCACCUUAGAGAAAAUAAUUUGACCAAUAAUACCUACAUUCUUCCUUCAAGAUUCCACAUGUCCUUUCGAUUUAUUAUAUUUUUAG
Abrus precatorius (Indian licorice) is the source of this 1437-nucleotide messenger RNA. RefSeq lists its product as uncharacterized. The coding region runs from base 157 to 1374 and encodes 405 amino acids. The transcript is spliced from 15 exons. Lineage: Eukaryota; Viridiplantae; Streptophyta; Magnoliopsida; Fabales; Fabaceae. The record is from RefSeq and is a predicted model, not a curated record.